AUGUUGAAGUGGGCCCGUAUUCUCGGUGCUCUGAUCGUAACGUGGAACAUUGCCGACAUCAUCGCUGCUUUGUUGAUAUGCCGACCGCUCGCGAGGAAUUGGGACUUUACGUUACCAGGAACUUGCGGUAGUCAACCGGCGUUUUACUUCGCAAUGGGGCUCGUCAACCUCAUCAGGGAUGCCGUGAUCAUCGUAUUGCCAAUGCCAUAUCUCUACAACUUGCGGCUGGCUUGGCGCAAGAAGUUAGCCGCGAUGGCCCUACUCAGCAUUGGAACAGGAACCUGGGCCAUUACUAUAUACCGACAAGCGCUGCUGCCUGGCCUAGACUUCGCGGACAUGACGUACGGCGGUGUGCUUGCCACAAUCCUUUCCGGUCUCGAGCCUGCGGUCGCGAUCGCUCUGGCGUGCAUUCCCCUCAUGCGUCCUUUGUUCGGGAAGUCAAGGAAGAUCACCCACUCCAGCUAUCAGUACGGCAGUAGCAGGCAAACUAGUCUUUUUUCAAAGAAAGGAAGUGAAACACAUGGUCUCGACCCGACUGCCACGUUCUCCGAAUUGGUGGACAACAACGAUACUUCUUCGCAAGUUGAGCUGCAACCUAUCAAGCCUUCGCACAUGGUUCACGUCUCGUCUGUUUACAAGCACCAACAACAGCAGGUACUAGCCAGUCCAGACCACGCUAUCGCAGUUGAGAGGAAGUGGGAAGUAAGAAGAGACUGA
This is a messenger RNA of Alternaria atra, 717 nucleotides long. RefSeq lists its product as uncharacterized. The record is from RefSeq and is a predicted model, not a curated record. The transcript has 2 exons. NCBI's taxonomy places the organism in Eukaryota, Fungi, Ascomycota, Dothideomycetes, Pleosporales, Pleosporaceae. The coding region runs from base 1 to 717 and encodes 238 amino acids.